UGACAGAGAGAGGCAGCCAAGGGAGAAAUAACACAGGGAGAGAGGGAGAAUAUGAUUGGAUGCCAGCGAUAGAGUAAAAGACUAAGCUGCUUGUGAGUUUUCUUAGUUGUCAUGGGCCCUUGGGGGUCGAUCAAGUGGCACAGCUGACUCACAAAGGGCAGAAGACACAUGAAUCGAAGAAACCCCCCUGAAGAACCAGAGAAGUGACUGCGGACAACGGGGCUUUUAUAAGUGACAUCACGAGAGACAGAGAGAGUGAGGGGCGAUCAGGGUUAGUCCAGAGGGGAGACGGUCCUCCACACAGUGAGAGGCAGAUAAGAGGAGAGACACAUCCACAGCCAUCCUUCCAUCACCAUCAUCAUCAUCAUCAUCAUCAUCAUCAUCAUCAUCUGUAUACCCAUCAUCCAUCAGUGCAGCCGGUGAGGAAGGAGAUCGGAGAUGAAGAGACCUCACGACUACAGCUCACCAGACUCGGACACAGACGAGUUUAUUGACGUGGGACAAGAAGACAACUACUGCCCGGUCACCGGGUCCAUGUCUCCUGGCAGCGCCUCACAGAUUCUGGCCCGAAAAAAGCGAAGAGGGAUCAUAGAGAAGAGGCGCAGAGACAGGAUCAACCACAGUCUGUCGGAGCUGAGGAGACUGGUGCCCAGUGCUUUUGAGAAACAGGGUUCAUCUAAGCUGGAGAAAGCAGAAAUUCUGCAGAUGACAGUGGACCACCUCAAACUCCUGCAUGCCAUGGGGGGGAAAGGUUACUUUGAUGCAAGAGCGCUGGCGGUGGACUACAGGACCCUUGGCUUCAGGGAGUGUGUUGGGGAGGUGGUGCGGUACCUCAGCUCUUUGGAAGGGGAAUCACCAGACCCCAUAGGAGCCCGCCUUGUCUCCCACCUCUCCCACUGUGCGAGCGAGUUAGACCCUCUCCUCCUACAGUCACCCCCUGCGUCGGCCCUUCCUUUCCCUCCGUGGCCGUGGGCAUCCUUCCCUCCAAUUUCCCCCACCUCGUCAGCCUCCUCCUCGCCUCCUUUCCCCGGGGGACGAAGGGAUCUGGCUCUGUUGGGGAGCUACCCGUCACCCACCUCCCUGCGGCUCAACCCUCUGGCCGGCUGCCAGCAGGGUGCACCGCCUCUCCUCGCACCCACAGCCCUGGCCACCGUCCACAGAGUGCCUUCCCUCGCUGCUUCCCCGGUGCUCGCCCCCUCAGCUGCCCACAGACAGAGCCAGCCGUCCCCUCACAGCGGCUCCAGGGCCUCACCUCGUCCUCUUUCCACUCCUUCCUCUUCCUCUCCCUCCACCUCCUCCUCAGCUUCUACUUCGUCAUCUUCUGCGCCAUCGCAAGUCUCCUUCAGGCCCUUUGCACCUCUGGGGUCUCCCACAGUCCAGCGCAGGGGGUUGAGUGGAUCAGCCAAGUCGACCCAGGGAUGGGGGACUGAGAUCGGUGCAUUCUGAGAGUCACCUCUGCUUUUUUUCUCCAAGAAACUCUGUGCUGUGGACCUCGCAUGUGGACCAUGCAACAAAUAUGAUACUUUUGGAAACAAAUACUGAACAUUUAAUGACUGUCUCUCUUUUUAGGGACUCUGAAAGCCAUAUCUGACUAUGGGAGAAGUUUCAAAUAAUUACAAUCAUGUAUAGCGGAAGAAUGAAGUAUACUGUGGGAGAACGUGAAGGAAUUUCAAUGAAUUGUUUAUGAUCUUGCUUAGUAAAUACACAAAUACAGGAGUGUCCAACAGAGCCAUAUGCUCAACAGAGAGUCAUGUUGAGUAUUUACUGAUCUUUAACUGUGAUAUUUGUUUUCUUUUCAUAUCAUUUAUACAUUUGAUUACAAUUUCUGUCUGAUUGACAAGGAAUGUCUGACAAAAAUCUCUAUAAAGACUAAGUGCCUUUACCCUUGUUUAUGUUUUUACUGCGUUUGU
Molecule: messenger RNA, 1910 nt
Organism: Sphaeramia orbicularis (orbiculate cardinalfish)
Lineage: Eukaryota; Metazoa; Chordata; Actinopteri; Kurtiformes; Apogonidae
Gene: heyl
Product: hes related family bHLH transcription factor with YRPW motif like
Exons: 5
Coding region: 439-1446 (335 amino acids)
Biological process (GO): regulation of DNA-templated transcription
Molecular function (GO): protein dimerization activity; DNA binding
Source: RefSeq, a predicted model, not a curated record